Prunus mume (Japanese apricot) is the source of this 409-nucleotide messenger RNA. Lineage: Eukaryota; Viridiplantae; Streptophyta; Magnoliopsida; Rosales; Rosaceae. The record is from RefSeq and is a predicted model, not a curated record.
UGGGAAUACAAGAGCAAAGUGGACGGAAAAAUGCAUGCUUGUGGCCACGACGCACAUGUUGCCAUGCUUCUUGAUUUCUCUAAGACAGUCAAUGAAGUCCACCCAAGCUUGAGUGAUCACUCCUUUGCUCAUUCCAAGAACUCUCAGGUCCUGGCUCUUAAAGGAUCUUAUCAUGGUGAUACUUUGGGUGCUAUGGAAGCACAAGCACCAUCAUCUUACCCAGGCUUCCUCCAACAACCAUGUUUCCUAGGCCAUGGAAGUGAUUCUAACGAAGCUACUCCUAGUGGUAAAAGUUGAAGAAAGGCAGAGGAAAAUUGGUGAUGAUGAAUGUACAUAUGGAUGACUUGAAGGAUAAUUAAGUAUAGGAAUUUUGAUGUGUUUAUUGUAAUUAGGCUUGCAGCUUGCAGCU